GCUGGACCAGGAAUUCCACCUCAACUCCUCAGCUUAAAAACCAGAGCGGCCCCUCUCCAUUUCUUCUGGUCAUCGUUCUUCUUCUUCCUUUCGGCGCCAUUGUUCUAUGGCAACUAUCUCUCUCCCCUCCUCCGUUCCUCCGUCUGCUCCUUGGCCCAACCCCAACCUCAAUUCGUCUUCUCUUCCAGCUCUGGAGUCUACUGCGAGCGACCUUAUUGCCGGAAAAGGGGAAGGAGGAAACGACCACCACGAGGCUUCCCCGGACGACGCGUCAACUUAUCGGGAAAGCCACGACGUGACCGGCAGCUCUCCUCCGUCAAUCGACGCCUCAGACCUCUCCAUUCCGUCCAUCUCCGCCAUCUUCCCCGCCCCUCCGAACGCGAACCCUAACCCUAGGCGCCCGCCCACCUCCCUCUUCCACCUUGGCUUCAACCAGGACGCCGCCUGCUUCUCCGUAGCAACUGACUGCGGCUUCCAGAUCUUCAACUCUGAUCCUCUUACCGAGACUUUCCGCCGCGACUUCGAUGGCGGGGGUGUGGGCAUCGUCGAGAUGCUCUUCCGGUCUAACGUCUUCGCUCUUGUCGGGGGCGGGCCAUCGCCGCUGUAUCCCCCGACGAAGGUCAUGCUCUGGGAGGACGACAAGGACCGGUUCAUGGCGGAGCUCUCCUUCCGGGCGCCCGUCCGCGGGGUCAGACUCCGCCGAGACCGCAUUAUCGUCAUCCUCGAGCACCGCAUCUUCGUUUAUGGCUUUUUCGACCUCCGCCUGCUGCACCAGAUAGAAACUAUGUCGAACCCCAAGGGUCUGUGUGCAGUGUCGCAGGGGUCGACGUCCGCUGUCCUCGUCUGCCCUGGGUUGCAAAAAGGGCAGAUUAGAGUGGAAAAUUAUGGGUCUAGAAGGACCAAGUGUAUCAUGGCGCAUGAUUCCCGGGUCUCCUGCAUUGCCCUCACGCUGGAUGGGCAGCUCGUGGCGACCUCCAGCUCUAAGGGGACGCUUAUUCGAAUCUUUAGCACUGCGGAAGGCACGUUGCUGCAAGAGGUUCGAAGAGGUGCAGAUCGGGCCGACAUAUACAGUCUGGCAUUUUCUUCUACAGCAAAAUGGCUUGCAGUAUCCAGCGACAAGGGAACAGUUCAUGUUUUUAGCGUCAAAAUUAAUCAAGGACCACAGGAGCAGGAAAAUAUGCCCGUUCCGAAGCCUGAUGUUAGUCCUGUUCCAACUACUGGUCACAAUCUUGCUUCAUCCCUUUCAUUUAUUAGGGGCGUGUUGCCUAGGUAUUUUAAUUCAGAAUGGUCUGUUGCUCAGUUCCGCUUACCAGAAGGAUCUAAGUGCAUAGUGGCUUUUGGGCACCAGAAGAACACUAUAAUGGUUCUUGGUUUUGAUGGAAGCUUUUAUAGAUGCCAAUUUGAUCCAUCUACUGGUGGGGAAAUGCUUCAAAUGGAGUUCCACAACUUUCUGAAAGGAGAAGAUUCCUAGUGGAGCCUAAAGGCACAUUCAUACUGUCCCUCCGAGGACUAAUUGUAACAUAAUGUCUAGCUUAAUAGUUUCUGUAUAUGGCUGUAAAUAGGCCCUUUGAAUCAUAAUAUAACAGACUGCAUCUGUAAAUAUGCCGACUAUGGCAGCACUCUGCUUUUGUUGGGAACGCUGGUUGGCUUAAUUGCCUGACCAUUUACAAAGUCUGUCUGAAUUGUUUUAAUGGUGGAAACUAGUUCCCGAUUUCUAAGAA
Messenger RNA from Nymphaea colorata (pocket water lily), 1721 nucleotides. RefSeq names its product autophagy-related protein 18a-like. The transcript is spliced from 4 exons. NCBI's taxonomy places the organism in Eukaryota, Viridiplantae, Streptophyta, Magnoliopsida, Nymphaeales, Nymphaeaceae. Gene Ontology annotation, cellular component: phagophore assembly site membrane; cytosol; extrinsic component of membrane. Gene Ontology annotation, molecular function: phosphatidylinositol-3,5-bisphosphate binding; protein binding; phosphatidylinositol-3-phosphate binding. Bases 107 to 1471 code for a protein of 454 amino acids. The record is from RefSeq and is a predicted model, not a curated record. Gene Ontology annotation, biological process: protein localization to phagophore assembly site; nucleophagy; autophagy of mitochondrion.